This is a messenger RNA of Siniperca chuatsi (mandarin fish), 2425 nucleotides long. It is a transcript of the gene extl2, whose product is annotated as exostosin-like glycosyltransferase 2. The transcript is spliced from 6 exons. Gene Ontology annotation, molecular function: glycosyltransferase activity. NCBI's taxonomy places the organism in Eukaryota, Metazoa, Chordata, Actinopteri, Centrarchiformes, Sinipercidae. Bases 341 to 1465 code for a protein of 374 amino acids. Gene Ontology annotation, cellular component: membrane. The record is from RefSeq and is a predicted model, not a curated record.
GUUCCUCUGGGCAGUGCUGAGAAACCUGAAUUACAAAGAAGCAUAACUGUUCCUGUCUUAUUGAUCUACUAGCCCGUAAUUACAAAUCUGCUAUACGACUACCUACAACUUUCCAAAGUACUUAAUGUUAACAGUAACGUUACAUUCCCGUCACAAAGAAUUACAUCACUGCACCACUAACGACACGUAUCUGAGCUUUGCUGUAAGCAGUAUGGACUUUUUAGUUUCAGGUUUUGAUGGUGAAGUUGUUAUGGAAGUAUGUUUUCGCUUCCCUCCAGUCCGACGGCGUUAGCAUUUCUGGUGUGGGUGGAGGUAUGCCUCCAACGGAAAAUUAAAUAACAUGACAUUCAUGCCUAUGGGCAAUCCGUAUGUUUACCCCAACAAAGAUGGCGUCGGUUUCCAACGGCUACGAAAAAUGCUAAAGGUCCCCCGUUGCUGCAUGGGGUUCCGGCGAACCUAUUUCGUUUGGCCAAUCCUGCUGCUACUCCUGGUGGGUGCAGCCUUGACAGCUCUGCUGCCCCCUGCUGAGGACCAAGGAGGAGUUGGUGUCCUGGGAGUGCUACGCAGGGCAACAUCUCAAAAGGAGAACCCUGCACAGGGUCGCCAUGGUGACAGCACAGAGGAGGAGCAGAGGUUUACCAUCAUCAUCCAAACUUACAAUCGCACAGACAUUUUGCUCAAACUCCUAAACCAUUACCAGGCAGUGCCUCAUCUUGAGCGGAUUAUCAUAGUCUGGAACAACGUUGGGGAGCAGACACCCCUGAAGUUAUGGAACUCUUUGGGGCCUCAUCCGGUCCCUGUGGCCUUCAAGGAGCAGACUAGCAAUCGAAUGCGCAACAGACUACAACCAUUCCCUGAGAUUGGUACUGAGGCUGUGCUGAUGCUGGAUGAUGACACACUGGUCAGUGUUCCUGACAUCAGUUUUGCCUUCUCUGUCUGGAAGCAAUUUCCAGACCAGAUUGUUGGAUUCGUCCCACGGAAACAUGUCUCAACACCAGCAGGAGUGUACAGUUAUGGCAGCUUUGAACUGCAGGACCCAGAAACAGCUGGAGGGGACAAAUACUCCAUGGUGUUAAUUGGUGCUGCCUUCUUCCACCGCCGCUACCUGCAGCUCUUCCAGGACCAACCUCAAGCAGUGCAUGUGCUGGUGGAUGAAACACAGAAUUGUGACGAUAUUGCCAUGAACUUUGCUGUAGCGCUGUAUAUGAGGAAACGCUCAAUGUCUAUAGGCAGCAUUAACAAACCCUCUGGGGUUUUUGUCAAACCUGUGGACCUACGCAACCUGGAAAAGGAUGCCAGCAGUGGGUACCAGGGUAUGUGGCAUCGUCCUGAACACCUUCUUCAGAGAUCCUACUGUCUGAACAAGCUGACAGAGAUCUAUGGCUUCAUGCCACUCUGCUUCUCCAACCUGAUGGUCUCCCAGUUUGGCUUCCCCAGCUAUGCCAACCACAAGAGUAGAGGCUGAGGAACUGCCACAUCGCUGGCAGUUUUGGAUUGAAAGGAGACAGACUCAAGUAGCAGUCUGUUUCACCGUGGCAUCAGCAGGACUAUGAUGCACUUUCUUCCUUUGGACAACAGCAAGGAUUGUUGAAGAACUUUCUACACAUGGCUCAGUCUGAUGAAACGUCCAUAUUUGAUAAGGUAAUCUCUAUAUUGUUGCCAAAGCUGCCUUUCCUUCAGCAUGUACUUCUCUGUGGAUUAUAGUGCAGUUAUUUUGUAGCCAGCAGGUGUCAGUCUUUGUUCUGCUUUGACAGUGCCUUGUUUGUAACCAUGAUUUACAGCCCUGAUGCUGUCUCUUUCAAGUUUUGUUUUCACUACAUUUCUAAUUGUUUAUGGACUGUGUUACUUUUCUGGUGAGCUUGUGUACAGUCUCUACAAAAAUAAAUGUUAGAUAUACGUAUUCUUCCGUAAUUUUUUUGCCAAAAAAAGAAUCCCUACCAAAGUGUGAAUCAGAGAAUAAAAUAGAAUUAUUGCAAGUAUUAUGUACAUUUUAACAUAAUCUCUAUGUACAAUCAUGUGAUUCAGUUAAAUAAAGCCAACAUUUUUUCUCUGGACAUAAUUUGUGAAUGAAUUCAUACUUGUGUUAUCCGUUAAUGAGAGUAAAGUCUUGAAACAGGUGAACAGAGGUCAAGCUCCUGAGAUGUACUGAAUGAUCGAAGAAUCAAGUGAUGGUGCCAAAUCCAGGAGUGGGUGGUGUCCUUGUUCCAAAUUUUUUGCAAAAGCCUGCUUUAGUUUUCGGGGCUUCCAAGCAAAAUUACUGACAUAUUGAUGCAUUUUAUUUCUGACAAACAGCGUCGCUCUUUCACAGCUUUUAUUUUAAGCCUAUGUUCCUUUGGGUUGAGGUUACCCUACACAGAAGUAAGCAUCCCUUCAGGGUGAGUCUAUCCUGUCUCAAAUAUUGUCAAGCCAGAAUGGACCAUGGUCU